AAAUUUCAAAGUGUAAUGUAAAAUGGGAAAGUCAGUUGUUCCGGUGGGAGUGGGGCUGUUGCCUGUUAUUGCUGCUCAACCAAAGUCUUCUGCGAUUGAAACGGACGAAAGCCAACAGAAAGUGACAACUUUUCUGACUCUUUAACCUUAGAUAUUUAUUCAUCUCUAAAAUUAAAAUAAUAAAUAAAAAAACCCCAUUUCCCAAUUACCAAAAUUUCCAAAACCAUCUGUUUUUCUCUUUCAUUUUCUUUGCUUUAAUGGCGUUUCUAUGUCAAAUUUUAGAAACCCAUUUUUCUCUUCCCACGAAAUAGGAAUAAAAAUAGCGACAAUGGUGGGAUGCGUUGCGAUGUGGCCGUAAAUUUUGCCUUGUUUUCUUCAAUUUAUUCAACUCUUUCAAGAUUGAGGAACCAUUGUUUCAACCCAUCUCUCCAAAGGAGUAACGACAACAAACAAGGCGUUGAAAGGCAUUCCCGCACCGAGAUGGGGUCGUUAGGCGAGAAAACUAUACUGGAAUUUGAAGAUGAGAGCCUUGUUAGUCCAGUAUCAUUAACUAGAAAGAACUUUUCGAUUGAGGGAUCUAUCCAUAGUUCUUCAUUGGGUGGUGGUUCGCAGAAACUUAGUUGCAGUAACAUGAAGAACAGGGUAUUUGGCAGCAUUAAGAUUGUCGUCUUCUCGGCUAAAAUAAACCUUCUGAUGCCUUUUGGCCCUCUAGCAAUAAUAGUCAGCACCUUGUCUGGUCACCAUGGUUGGGUCUUCCUCUUAAGCUUGUUGGGGAUCAUACCUCUUGCUGAGCGUUUGGGCUAUGCAACUGAACAACUGGCAUGCUAUACUGGAGCCACAGUUGGAGGUCUUCUGAAUGCUACUUUUGGAAAUGCCACAGAAUUGAUAAUAUCAAUAUAUGCAUUGCGAAGAGGAAUGAUACGUGUUGUUCAACAGUCAUUAUUAGGUUCAAUUUUGUCUAAUAUGUUAUUAGUACUUGGAUGUGCAUUCUUUGCUGGUGGAAUUGUGGUUUCUAAGAGAGAGCAGGUCUUUAGUAAGGCAGCUGCUACCGUGAAUUCUGGAUUGCUGUUAAUGGCGGUAAUGGGCCUUCUAUUUCCUGCUGUCCUUCGUUCCACACACACAGAGUUGCACUCUGGAAAGUCAGAGCUGGCUCUUUCAAGAUUUAGUAGCGGCAUUAUGUUGGUGGCAUAUGCUGCCUAUCUUGUUUUUCAGUUGAAAAGUGAUAAGAACUUAUAUCUCCCGGUUGAUGAGGUGGAUAAUGAAGGGAGUUCUGAUGAUGAAGAAGCUCCUGAGAUUUCUAUGUGGGAAUCAAUUGUUUGGCUGUCUAUAUUGACCAUAUGGAUCUCCGUCCUCUCCGAAUACUUGGUUAAUGCAAUCGAGGGGGCGUCGGUUGCAAUGAACAUACCUGUAGCAUUCAUCAGUGUUAUUCUGUUACCUAUUGUUGGGAAUGCUGCAGAGCAUGCAGGUGCCAUCAUGUUUGCCAUGAAAGAUAAGCUUGACAUUUCUUUGGGUGUCGCGAUAGGAUCAUCGACACAGAUAUCUAUGUUUGGGAUUCCCUUUUGUGUGGUCAUUGGUUGGAUCAUGGGAUGUCCUAUGGACUUGAAUUUUCAACUUUUUGAAACCGCCACGCUUUUCAUCACGGUCAUCGUCGUGGCCUUCAUGUUGCAGGAUGGAACUUCAAAUUACCUCAAAGGACUAAUGCUUAUUCUCUGCUACCUGAUAGUAGCUGCAAGUUUCUUUGUACAUAUUGAUCCAGCAUCAGUUGGAGACAAGACCCGAAAACCUGGUGUAUGAAAGGCAAGGGAUGACUCAAGGUAGUGAAUCUGCCUGCACUAGUACUCUCCAAAAGAUGGGAUCGACCAAAGCUCGAGGUUCACUCCAUUGCUGUAUAGUUCUGAAUUCAUUUCAGAAAUCAUUUUUCCAUGUUUCGUGACAACCAAUGGCAAUAGAUGUUUCCUUGAUUCUUCUAGUCAUUGGGGCUGAUCUUGUUUUAUCAUUGAAAGCUUUGGCAAAUACUCAGAAUUUAGCAACUAGGAAUGCUAGAUAUAUAUAUAUAAAAAAAAAAAAGUAUUACCGUAUUGAUUUAUUAUUCAUAGGGUAAUUUGUUGUUUUACCUUUUUGUUUCCUUUAAUUUGAAUAUUCAUGGGUUCCAUUCAGUUGAAAGUAGUGGAAGGUAUGAUAAAACGAGAGUUAGAAUGUGACAGAAUAUUUUGAAGUUGAUGAUGUUAAUGUUACAAUUAUUUUGUUUUUGAUA
This is a messenger RNA of Cucumis sativus (cucumber), 2254 nucleotides long. It is a transcript of the gene CAX6, whose product is annotated as vacuolar cation/proton exchanger 5-like. Gene Ontology annotation, molecular function: calcium:proton antiporter activity. The transcript has 14 exons. The coding region runs from base 337 to 1794 and encodes 485 amino acids. The record is from RefSeq and is a predicted model, not a curated record. Gene Ontology annotation, biological process: calcium ion transmembrane transport; intracellular calcium ion homeostasis. Gene Ontology annotation, cellular component: plant-type vacuole membrane. Lineage: Eukaryota; Viridiplantae; Streptophyta; Magnoliopsida; Cucurbitales; Cucurbitaceae.